GUUUCUGCGGCGUCUGGGCUUCCACUCCAGCAGGAUCAUCCGUGUGUGAAGAGGUCGUCAGUGAUCUAGGUUUGUUUAAGGAAGAUCUGGUGAUGGCGUCAUCUCUGAGUGGCAAGAUGCCGGCGUUUCUGCUGGACAAGGAGAACCCCAUCGGGUGGGCCUUCCAGGGCAUGAAGGAGUUCACGCAAGACAGCGUGAGACUGGUCAGACGAUGUACCAAACCUGACGCCAAGGGUAACUCAACACGACGCGACUCACAAGGACAGAGGAAGCCAUAAGAAGGCAGCCAGCCACGUGUGUGUGUGUGUGUGUGUCUGGUGGCUAUACAUAUACUUCAGAGUUCCGCAAGAUAGCGCUAGCGUGUGCGAUUGGGUUCGCCAUCAUGGGGUUCAUCGGGUUCUUUGUCAAGCUCAUCUUCAUCCCCAUCAACAACAUCAUCAUGUAUGUGUGCUGCAGUGCACCACAACCCAAUCCAACCACGCUCGAGUGUCUGACCUUCAUUUGCUGCUUGCCUUGUCCUGUCCUGUCCUGUCCUGUUUGUUUGUCGUGGGUGCAGGGGAGGCGCGUAGCCACAACGACCACUGUGAAGGCGUCAGUCACAUCUCCAUCCAUCUAUAG
This is a messenger RNA of Vitrella brassicaformis, 618 nucleotides long. Lineage: Eukaryota; Vitrellaceae. The record is from the annotation of a GenBank genome assembly.